AGUCAGUGAGAGAGUGUCCUGUGAAAAGCUUCUGUGAGCUCCUUUCAGUGUGCAACAAACCAUAAGAUUUCCCAUGCAAAGUUACACAUAGAUUACUGCAAAGUUUUCCUUUUUAUGUUCCUUCCGCAAACCUCCAAUAACUUUUCACCUCUAUUUCAUGUACCCACGAAAUAUCAGUGUGUGACCCCAAUUGUUCCCUGCACCUCCUCAGUGUUGUAGAGAGAAGUACGAGUGCAAAAGUGUAUAGAAAAAAAAAUUUGUAGUAGAUCGACAGGAAAAGCUCACGGAGAAAGUUGCGUUUUUUUUCUAUCGGACAGACGUGUGGAGUGAAAUUAAGUGGCUGCCAUUUGGGGCAAAAAAGUGAAGAAAUAAUUUGGAUUUUUAGCUUCACCGGUGCGAUUUUUUGACCCCAAAAAGUGCACUAAAAAUGGUGAUUGGUUGGAAAAGUUAAUGACAUGUGUAUUGGUGGAGUUGCCUGCACAAUUUUCAAUCAGAAAGUGAGAAGGAUUCAGCGAGAAAACUGUGUAGUAGAAUAUUGGACUCAUCUCUGUCAGUGAAUGGAGAUGGAUAAAUGAGGUGGUGUCACGAAGAUCUAUAAAAAAGUAGAUGAUGAUAAUGGAGAAUCGUGUGGAGUGCAAAAGUGAGUGCAAGAAGUGACAUUGGUCAGGGGAUAGCUAUGGGUAAGGCAAUGGGGGAUGAACAUGGUAAAUCGCCAAUGGAGGCGAAGAGUCAGCAGAACAUUGCGUCGGAUAUUUUGCUACCGGAUAGUGUUCUUGACAAAUUGUACCAGAAUUAUUCCAUCAAGCAGAAACGCAGUGGACUCAUUUGCUUCCUCUUUACGUCAAUCCUAUUUGACCUGUGGGCCAUAGCAAUACCACAGGGGCAGACCUACGGGAGUUUAGGAUGUAUCUGUCUGUUCCUCAUUUCAAAUGUGAUUCUCCUUGUGGUGCUGGUACUCGGUGGGAAAUUCAAGGAUAACAUUUGGAAAGUCGCGCCAUAUCUCGGAUGGACUUUUGCCUUCCUCCAACUCGCCCUUCAUCUAAUACUCAAAGAUAACCUUAUACCUAAGGAUUGUCUGGGAUGGGUGAUGCUCCUCAAUUUCCUCGUCUAUAUCAUCCUACCGGUGCCCAUGAAAUAUCACCUAAUCUUUUUUGGUAUUGCUACCUUCUUCAUGUAUAUUGGAAUAAUUAUGGGUUUGGCACAAGUGGAUUCCUUCUUCUGGAAGCAGCAAUUGGUUAAUAUGAUAUUUAUUGUUGGCGCCACACUUGUGGGACUCUUGUGCUACCAUUUAGGUGAAAUCAAGCAACGACGCGCCUUCUUGGAGGCCAAGAAAAGCCUCGAAGUGAAGAUGCUUAUUGAGGAGGAGUCCGCUGAGCAGGAGCGACUCCUUCUUUCCGUUCUUCCUUCUCACGUGGCAGUGAAAAUGAGGCAGGAUUUGGGAUGCACAGAUUCGGAGCAAUUCAAGAAAAUUUAUAUGAGUCGCCAUGAAAAUGUGAGCAUUUUGUAUGCCGACAUCGUGGGUUUCACGGCGAUUUCCUCAACGUACUCAGCUCAGGAUCUCGUAAAAAUGCUCAAUGAGCUUUUUGCACGAUUUGAUCGGCUGGCAGAUAAAUACCAGCAGCUUCGAAUUAAAAUUCUGGGUGAUUGUUACUAUUGCAUCUGCGGGGCCCCCGAGGAAAUUGCCAAUCAUGCCCAACUGUGCGUCUACAUGGGGCUGUCCAUGGUGAAAGCCAUAAAAUACGUUCAGCAGAAAACACAAUCGCCCGUGGACAUGAGAGUAGGCAUUCACACUGGAGCUGUUCUUGCUGGUAUCCUGGGUCAGCGUCAGUGGCAGUUCGAUGUGUAUUCGAAGGAUGUUGAAUUGGCCAAUAAAAUGGAAUCCAGUGGAAUGGCUGGUCGAGUUCACAUCAGUGAGAAAACUUUUAAAUUCCUCAACGGGGAGUUUGAAGUGGAGCCAGCUUAUGGGGAGAAGAGAGAAGAAGCAUUGAGGAUUGCAGGACUAAAAACGUAUUUCAUAACUAAAGUUCUGAAACCCUUCGUUCCUACGAUCAGCGAAGAGAAGAAUGGAACAACGAAAUUAGGCGAUAUGAAACAAAUGUCUCUGGAAUCGGAUGCACUCUCAGAUACACUUCAGGAAGAUGACCAGACCAAGGCUAACGUUGCACAAGAUAGUCACGAUGUGUCACCCAUAUCGGAGGACAAGCAGAAGGAAGAGGAUUACAAGUCCAGGCUACAGAAGGAGUUAGUUAGUCGCGAUGGACAUGGGGAUUUGUCUAAGCACACGAAUUUUUUGUUAACAUUUCGCAAUAAGAACCAUGAGGCAGCAUAUUCAGCGUACAGAGAACCAUAUUCAGCAGUGCCACUUCUUGCAUGCCUUGUCGUGUACUUUUUAGGCAUUACUUAUUAUCCCGUGGUGCUUCCAAAAACUGCUCUCCAUUUUACACUAACUCUGGCGCCAUUCCCCCUCAUCUUCCCAUUAGUCUUCAUUUCCGUGGGGGAGAGCUUUUUCCUUAUUUUCCCCGAGUGGAUUGUGAAUAUCAGCAGAAAAUUCAAUGAUCAAAUAUGGCUACGGAGAACUGCAGCAAUCCUUGUUGUACUCAUCAUUGUACUCAUGAAUUUUCUUGACAUGGUUUUCCUAACGUGCACGGAUAAUAACAACAAUUUUCUAAAUGAAACUCUCCACCAAAGUAAUCAAGAUGAAGAAGCAAACUUUCCAUCCUACUUCACAAACUAUGCCGUCUUAAUACUCAUCGGUACAUCUAUAUUAGCACAAAUCUCCCAUGUUAUCAAAAUAUUGCUGGUAAUUGCAAGUACAGCUCUCUUCUGCUCUACAAAUAUAUUUAUUAUGGAGACAGAAUUCCAGAGAGAACAGACUACAUCAUGGACAGUCGAACUUCCAUUGCGGUUUGUGAUCUCCGCACAAUUGACUGCAAUUGCGGUAAGUUUGGCAAUUUUGGCGAGACACUUUGAUCGUGAGGAUCGCGUAAUAUUUAUGUGGAAGAUCGAAGUUGAAGAAGCCAAGGAGAAAGCCAGCGACAUGAGACAACGAAAUGAGCAACUUGUGUACAACAUCCUCCCUGUUCACGUAGCAGCUCAUUUCAUGGGGAAUCGGAAGCGCUCUCAUGAUGAUCUCUACUCCCAGAGUUAUGCCGAAGUGGGUGUUUUAUUUGCCAGCAUUCCCAAUUUUUCGGAUUUCUACUCUGAGGAGACGGUCAACAAUCAGGGCCUCGAGUGUCUUCGCUUCCUCAAUGAAGUCAUAUCAGAUUUUGACGCCCUAUUAGAAUUGCCACAGUUUCAAGAUAUCAUCAAAAUUAAAACAAUCGGAUCCACUUACAUGGCAGCCAGUGGACUUAAUCCACAACGUCAGGUGCAACCUGAUGAUCCAAUUGUCGUACGAUGGGCUCACUUUGGUCUGCUGGUAGAAUUUGCCCUAGAACUGAAGAAGACCUUACAGGGCAUCAAUGAGCAAUCUUUCAAUCAUUUCGUUCUUAAAAUGGGAGUGAAUCAUGGACCUAUAACGGCUGGUGUAAUUGGCGCCAGGAAGCCACAUUACGAUAUCUGGGGCAAUACGGUUAACGUUGCAUCCAGAAUGGAGAGCACUGGAAAAGCUGGAGCAAUACAAAUAACGGAAGAGACCACGCAUAUCCUUCAGAUGUUUGGUUACACCUUUGAGCAGCGUGGCCUUGUUGCUGUGAAGGGUAAAGGUCAGUUAAUGACAUACUAUCUCCAAGGCAAGUCUACCAGACCCACUGCAACACCUGUUGAACUCACAAAUGGCUUCGUGGCACCUCCACCCACGCAGCCCGAUAAUGUGACCGUGGAAGUGACCGAGACUGCGGAGAAACCCGACACUGAGGGACCCAAAGUAGCCAAUGCCAUCAAAGAAGAUGACACUCAACCGAGGGAGAUACUUAGCAAUAUAUUAAAUUCAGCAACGUCCGAAGAGGAAAAUCUCGAACCAGACGCUAGGACGCCUCUGCUAACAGACACCAAUAAGACCAUCAUAAAGCAGGGUGACACAUAGGAAGGAGAGGUAGUUAUUAGUGAGUAAAGUGAACCAAUGUAUGGAACAAUCAAUAUCCUAUUGAUGAUAUUUUCUGUUCAUUUUCACCAUCCAUGAUAAAUGAAAUGAUACCUACCUUUUUUUUUACUACAGUGUGACUUUAAAAAAUUGUAUCGAAAGCAUAUUUUUUUUAAAUUUUGAAAUUUUCGAAUAAUUUUUGGAUCUUAAAAAUCUCUUUCUUAUGUCUUUUGCACAAGAAAUUUUGAUUAAAAAUUUAAUUUUCUUCCUAGAAAAGCAAAUAUUUUAUGAAUUGUAUAAAAAAUUUUUUGAAUGCAUUUUUAGAUCUUAACAAAUAAUUUUUAAUUAGAAAAUUAAUAUAAUAUGGCGAUUUUUUUAGCAGACUCUUGUUCAGAUAACGUUGAUGAGCGUAUUAAUAUGAGAAUGACUCAAUUUUUAGCCUUCGAAUUAAUUCUUAAUAAUGGUGAUGUUAUGAAGAAAAUAUUUAAGGAUUAGGAUUAUAAAAUUAUGUAGUCUCUAAAAUAUUUCUUUAGUCUUCACAAACUUCCCUCCACUUUCCACACACACACACACACAUACACAAAAUACACGCAAUUUGUAAAGAUCAUAAAAGAUCAAAAAGGCUUUAAUUACUUAUUGAUAGAAAUUUUCACAUACAUAUAUCGGGAUUUAUAAAAUUCAUCACGAUAUAUGGGACUUUAUUAUUUACAAACCACAUUUUAUGCUCUCUCAAUAAGCUAUUUUUGUACAUUUUUUCCUCCAUCAAUGAAUUUGGACGUGAAAAACAAACCAACAAAGGAGCAAAUUGAAAAGGGAAUAUUUGAAAAUUUCUUCAAAUUAGUGAUAAUUUUGCGAAACAUCUUCUAGAAUAGUAAAUAAAUUAUAGAAUUAAUGUGUCGACAAGUUAUAUUUAUAGAUUCAAUGGGGAUUAUUUAGCACGUAGUGACAAAAGUCAUAAAAUCAUAUUUAUGGCACGAAUGAUGAAGGGAAUAAUGUAUUUUUUUUUCAAUGAAAAGUUCAUUUUCCAAGAAAAAAAAGGCCGUCACUCCUUGCUACUUAAUAUUCAAUGAAUAAUAAUAAGAAAAAAAAAUAUAGUUGAAAAUUCACCACCGAAAUAAUCCUGAAAAAAAACUUAUCCACUGAACCUGCGAACAACCGAAUAAAUUUUAGAAAGGAAAACAAUUUUCCCAAAAAGAAAUAAAAAUCGAGGGGUUUUGUAUGUGAAAGAGCUUUUAUAAAAAAAAAACAAAAUUAAGUAAUUUUUGCCAAAUUCUACGUACAUUUUCGCACAAUGUAUUUCACGAUGAAAACAUUUUAUGAAAAAAAAAAUCGAAUUUACAAUGGGAUACUCCUUAUAAGGAAAAUUCUGAAAAUCUUUGUAUGUGUUUCACUACAGCAAAAUAGUUUUUUUUUAUUUAAAAUCAAUAUUAGAGAAACCCCCGAUGAGUAAAAAAAUAGAGAGAAAGUUAUAAGAGAAAAAAAGUAGAAAACUUAACCCUAAAACAAAA
Messenger RNA from Lutzomyia longipalpis, 5529 nucleotides. RefSeq names its product adenylate cyclase type 3 (gene Ac3). Gene Ontology annotation, cellular component: plasma membrane. The record is from RefSeq and is a predicted model, not a curated record. Gene Ontology annotation, molecular function: adenylate cyclase activity. The transcript is spliced from 20 exons. The coding region runs from base 677 to 4024 and encodes 1115 amino acids. Gene Ontology annotation, biological process: adenylate cyclase-activating G protein-coupled receptor signaling pathway; cAMP biosynthetic process; intracellular signal transduction. NCBI's taxonomy places the organism in Eukaryota, Metazoa, Arthropoda, Insecta, Diptera, Psychodidae.